AUGUUACGCAAUGAUGCCAGCGGUGUGCGGACAGGUGUACCUAAGUCUCUCAGGUGCAAAGUUUACUGGAUGAGCAAAGUAAAAUUUCCCGUAUCUGUUAUGCUGCAGGCUAUAGGGAUUGUGGCAAUGUCAUUUGAGAGUACAUUGAUUCUUCAUCUGUAUGAGACCAAAAGUAUUUCCGAAAAGCUCAUUGGUGACGAUUUCUCUAAACCGAAAUGCCUCAUCAGUGGAGUAAUACAAGUGUGUGUCUUUGGCUCAAAUCUUUUUCUAAUAUUAAUUUGUUAUAUGCAUCAA
Dicrocoelium dendriticum is the source of this 294-nucleotide messenger RNA. The record is from the annotation of a GenBank genome assembly. Lineage: Eukaryota; Metazoa; Platyhelminthes; Trematoda; Plagiorchiida; Dicrocoeliidae.